CUCAUUUCUUAGUUCGACUCCCGCUCUCUGUCGAGAGAGUCGUCAUGUCGAAACACAAAUUCAAUCUCAAAUUCUCAAGAUUAAACACUGGACCGUUAUUUGGAAUUUCUAAUGAAAAACUUUUGGAUUAUAUAAUAAAUUAAUUAAAUACUACUUUGUGCCUAGUAUUGUGAUCGUUAAAAUGUUUUAAAGACGCCUGUGCUAAAAAAAUGUGACCAGACUAUAAAGAUUAGUAUUUUUAUUGAAAUAUUAAUUAUUAAUGGAUACUUUUGUAAUCAAAAACCGAAAACUAUUAUUCUCUUCCUGCUUCUUCGAAUCUUGAGUUUCUUUUGACAAAAAAAAAUUUUGUUGCGUUAUGGUGAGAAUUUUAUUUCAUUUUAUUUAAUUUUAUUUGAAGAAAAGUUUUUUCUCUGUGAAUGGGGUUUGUGAUACAAAAGUGUAGAUAACUAAGAGUGAUAUGUAUAUAUAAGUAUACAUAAUAAUGAAGAAAUGAAAUGAGAUCUUGAUACAACGCAAAUACUGAUAUCGAAGGUACAUCCUAGAAAUAAGAGAAGAAGGGAUUGGAAGGAAGAAAGGAAGAGUGAGAAGAAAAGAUUGAAUGGAAGAUGAAGAGCUUGAUGCUUAUAUCAACCUUGAUCUUCGUCGCGGUGUUUUUGGUUCUUCUUUUAGCCACCACCGUAUCGACGGCUCCAACAAGUACUGACCAAUGCGAUUGGACGGGAAGUGGAGGAAGCGGAAAAGGCGUUCGUCCCGUCUACUUGCGUUGUUCGAGGGGCACCGUCUCUUGGCGAUAUCCUCGUGGCGCUCUGAGAGUGGUUUUGUCAGGAGGUGAAGGAUUUCAUGGUUUUCAUGCCUGUGUAAAAGUCUCUGGUCCAGCGAGAGUGUAUUUGGAGGGGAAAACUUCUUUGAGACCUGUGUAUUCGCCCAAUGAUGGAAAACACGAGUCCUAUCAUCGAUGCUUUCGCUCGAAUGGUCAAUUGGCGGCUCUUUAUGUCGAGGCUGAUGAACCUUCGCCAGAGUAUAAGUGGAAGAUAGUCCAACUGCAAUAUGAUCUUGAAAAGGAGGAGAAGAAAGAGGAAUCUGAGUGUAUGCCUUGUUCUAAAGAAGAAUUGGCCAAGACUUACUGUCAAAGUGAUCUUGUUGCGAGAGGAACCCUCAGUGCAGUGGAGAAGAAGACGGAUCUAGAUGACUUGGUUCUUAGGGUCACGAAAAUUCUCAGUGACAUCAAUGAGGACAAUGAAGUGGAUACGAAUAAUUCACAUGUCGGUAAAGAAGUUCGAAUAAAAGUUCCAAGCAAGUGUGACGCUCGUCAUGGACAGGGAGAAUUUGUGAUAAUGGCUAGGAAGAGAUUGGGUGAUUUAACAUUGGCUUGUGCUCCAAGAUUGGAAACGUGGGCAGAAGCGGUGCGUGAAAUGAAAACUGCCCCCUGUGUUCUUCGAACUUAGUGACUGCGGAGAAAAUCUUUUUUAUUAAUUUACAAAAACUAAUGGUAAAAUAAUCAUAUUAUUAUUAAUAACAUUAAUAAUAAUAUUAAUAAUAUAGAACUUAUUAAUAGAAAGUGAAGAUUUCAAAAUAUUUGAAAAAAAGCCAUCUUGCUUCACUGUGUACAUUGUAUUCAUAUUCACGCGAUGCGACUUUAGUGAAAAGUUGAUGUUUCUAAAAUAACUUCUUUUCAAGAAAAUCAUUCUCAGUCUCACAUUUAAAAAUUAGUAAAAAAAAAUUAUUACUUACGUAUUUUAAAGUUAUUUUCUUUAUCCACUAAAUUAGUAUAAAUAUCAGCGUGAUGUAAAUAAGAAUAUAUUUUUAUGCUUGUACAUAACUAUUGAUCUCUGAACUGUGAUAUAUUUUAUUAUAAGAGAUUUAAAGAAACGGAUUUAUUAUCAUAUAUAUUUGUAUAGAUUUAUCUUUAAAAGAAAAGAAGAUAAUAAAACUAAGAUUUAAACAAA
Molecule: messenger RNA, 1946 nt
Organism: Leptopilina heterotoma
Lineage: Eukaryota; Metazoa; Arthropoda; Insecta; Hymenoptera; Figitidae
Gene: Metrn
Product: meteorin-like protein
Exons: 3
Coding region: 606-1445 (279 amino acids)
Molecular function (GO): hormone activity
Source: RefSeq, a predicted model, not a curated record